GUGCGAGAGAAGAGGGAAACGGAGCACCUGGCCGACACGGAGGGGGCUUGGAUCGGGAAAGAGGUCCCAGAGGCAUGAUGCUUCUCCUUGGGCCGUUGAUGUAGGAUGUUAGGAUAUCCAGACCAAGAGGAGCUGACCACCGUGCGUGUUCAAGAUCCUCGUGUCCAGAACGAGGGUUCCUGGAACUCUUACGUGGAUUACAAAAUAUUUCUCCAUACCAAUAGCAAAGCUUUCACUGCCAAGACAUCUUGUGUGCGCAGACGGUAUCGGGAGUUUGUGUGGCUGAAGAAACGGCUACAGAAGAAUGCUGGAUUAGUGCCUGUCCCAGAGCUUCCUGGGAAGUCCACUUUCUUUGCUGGCAAUACGGAUGAGUUCAUUGAGAAGCGGCGGCAGGGUCUUCAGCAGUUCCUGGAGAAGGUGGUACAAAACGUUGUACUCCUUUCCGACAGCCAGCUGCACCUCUUCCUGCAGAGCCAGCUCUCUGUGCCGGAGAUUGAAGCGUGUGUCCAAGGACGGGGCCCCCUGAGCGUCACGGAUGCCAUCCUCCAUUAUGCCAUGUCAAACUGCGGCUGGGCACAGGAGGAGGACGGGCACUCAUCUUUGCUGGCUAGAGGAGAUAUGGGUGGCAGCUUUGACAGAGGCAGCCAUCUUGCCGGAAGCAGCGCCGAGCCCCUCCCUCAUUGGAGUGACAUCAGCAUGGAAGACAGCCAAUUGGAGAGUCCAGAUUCUGAAGAAGAGGCAUGCCCCUCAGCGGGGUUACUGCAGGCGGGCUCCAUGGCAUCAGCCGACCGUGUCAAGGAACCGUGAGAGUCCGGAAGAGCCCCUUUGCUUUGCAGUUGGAGUUGCACGUCGACUUGCAGGCUCUUUCUCAGCGGUUGUGUUGCCUGUCAGGCCCUAGAGGGGAGGUGCUGCUGUGUUGGAUCUGGCGAGCCGAAUGAGCAUCUGGCUUGGACCAGCGAGAACACUGGGGGAACUAAAAUGAACAGCUGAUGCCCAGGGAUCCUGGCAUCGCUCUGAACGAGAUGCAGUCCUCCUGUUUUUCGUCGUUUGAGUCUUCCUGAUCAGAGAGCUGGCUUCCUGCAGGAGCUUUCCCAGCUGAGCGCUUCUUUUCCCCACCACAGCAGAGCGAUCCCACUGGGCAGGGAAAAAGCUCUGCUUUUGGACUGGGUCACAUCCUGUCUCUCUUCUCCCUGCCUUCGUAACUGGUAGGAGACAGCUGGGCUCUGGAGAAAGGUGCAGUCUCAUAGGCGUGUUAAAUUGCUCGCCUGAGGUCGGACUUCCCUCUGGUACGGAGCCAGAGAGCCCACCUGCUGGCCCCGGGUGCCAAGGCCACAUCUGGGUUCCCCUGGUGGAACGGCGUGCCGUUGGGAUGAGUGUCCCAGCUCAUUAGUGUACGUGAUUCUUCUGAAGUCCGAUUAAGAAGAACGUACUAACUCGGGAGAAAAGAAGACAUUUGAUUAUUUUGCAGUUGUCUUGCAUGCCUGAUGCAUAUCCUGGGGAACCGUCUCUUUCUUAGCUACUUCAUUCCCUCGUUGCAGCAUUCAACUUGAAAAGGGAUUGGGGGGGUUCAAGGAACCCUCCCUAAACUAUAGAAGUAAAAUUGCCUUCCUUUACACCCCCUGGUAGGUUCACUGACAAUCUUGCACAGUUGUCACCACGCAACAUCUCCUUAUGACUUGCUCACUGUGUUCAACUCCAUGUUCUACUUCUGUCCUGAAGGGCAAUGCAGGUGUGUGUUGGGGAGGGGCAGUGUAGAGCUGUUGCCCUACUUUUGCCCCUGCUAGUUCAGUAUGUUACAAAAAAGGGCUUUGAAAAAUACCUGUGCAAUCUCCCCCUCCCCGGCCUCAUUUAAUUAAAAAGGGUAGCAAGUUUCUAGUCCUUGGUAUUUGAAGGGGAGACUGAAACGGCAGGUGAAUUUUGGCUGGAAGUGGCAGGAUUUGUUUGUGAUUUUUAAAAAAUGGGAACGAACCCUUCCUACUCUAACUAAAAGUGCUGGCUGGAUCGCCCUUCGUACCUUUUUUGUCUUCCCCUUGGUUUCAAUAAACA
Molecule: messenger RNA, 2046 nt
Organism: Gekko japonicus
Lineage: Eukaryota; Metazoa; Chordata; Lepidosauria; Squamata; Gekkonidae
Gene: SNX11
Product: sorting nexin 11
Exons: 7
Coding region: 106-807 (233 amino acids)
Biological process (GO): intracellular protein transport
Molecular function (GO): phosphatidylinositol binding
Source: RefSeq, a predicted model, not a curated record